AUGUUCCAGUUUCUGUUGUUGCUGCCGCUGAGCAGCGACACCCUGUUCCGAGCCGGCAAGCUCACCUUCGACGGCGACGUCAGCAUCCUUGCCGACCCCAGCUGGAACGGCGUCAACCCGGACGUGGUGGCGUUCCUCGAGCCCCACUUGCCCCAUAUCAGCGCCAUCGUCCUCAGCCACUCGACCCCAGAAUCUGUCAGUGGCUACGUUUUGCUAUGUAUCAAGUUCCCCCAGUUGAUGCAACAGAUCCCCGUCUACUCGACGCUUCCGGUGAACCAGCUAGGGCGUAUUGCCACCGUCGAGUUCUACCGCGCCCGAGGCGUGCUAGGCCCCCUCCCCUCGGCCCUCGUGGAGUUGGACGAAGUCGACGAGUGGUGGGACCGUGUAACUCCGUUGAAAUACUUACAGCUGACCCACUUGCUGGAGGCUAAGCUCACGCUCACCCCGUUUAACGCCGGCCAUCUGUUGGGGGGUACGUUCUGGGUGGUGACUAAGCGCCAGGAAAAGAUCAUCUACGCCCCGAAAUGGAACCACUCCAAGGACAGCUUUCUCAACAGUGCCCUGUGGGUGCUGGCGCUGACGGGGAACCCGCUCGCCCAGCUUUUACGCCCCACCGCCAUCAUCACCUCGACCGAUGUCGGGCUGGCUACGGCUCACAAAAAGCGGACCGAUAAGUUCUUGGCGCUCGUUGAUGCCACCAUCGCCAACGGUGGGGCGGUGGUGCUUCCCUGUACGCUUCUGGGUCGGUUUUUGGAGAUUUUCCAUCUUGUCGAUGCUCACCUCCAGGACGCCCCCGUCCCCGUCCCCGUGUAUUUCCUCCUGUACCUGGGUACGCGAGUACUUCUGUACGCUCUGAACUUACUUGAUUGGAUGGCGCCGUCGUUAUUGAAGCAAUGGCAGGACGUGGCGACGAUGGAGGGCGGUCUGAACCGGGUGCCGUUUGAUCCGCUGAAGGUCGACUUGCUACCCGACCCUAAAGACUUACAACGCCACCUGGGCCCCAAGAUCGUGUUCUGCAGCGGUAACGACAUCGCCAACGGCGACCUUUCCGCAGAGGCGUUCCGCUAUCUUGCCGGCAACGAAAAGACCACCAUCAUCCUCACCGAGCGCAGCGCCAACGACGACGUGCUGAGGAUGCUCUACGAGCAGUGGGUGACGCUUGCCACUCAGCUAAACAACGGUGUCGUCGACGACGGCGUCGUUGUCCCGUUUGAAAAAGUAUUAUCUACUGAUCAAUGGACCACUGAAGAACCGUUACUGGGCACCGACUUGACCCGAUACCAAGGGAAAGUGCACGCCCACCGCAAACAGCGGAUGGAGGCGAAGGUGAGAGACCGCAAAAACAAGAAUUUGUUGGAAGGGGACAUGGACGACGACGAGGACUCGCUGGAGGAAGAGGCGGAGUUGAUGGACGGGCUUUCCGAUGAAGAGGCCGCCGCCGAAGCCGAGCCGGCACUGAAGGACGCAAACGGCGACGCCCUGGUGGCGACGGAGUUGGCGUCGCACGAGGCGUUUGUUACCGACCACAUCAAGCAGGCGGUGGAUCAAGGAAGAGCGCUUGACUUAAAGGUAACGGCUAAGCUCAAGCCGAGACAGGCGAUGUUCCCCUAUAUUGUCCCCAAGAAGAAGUACGACGACUACGGGGCGAUCAUCGAUAUCCGCCAGUUCCAAAAGCAGGAAGACAAUCUGCAACUGCAAAUCAUCAACGAGGGAAAGCGACGGUUUGAAGAGGAAAGAGGUAGUGGGAGAGGCAAAGGGCGCCACCAGCGGCGCAACGAGCGUGACCGGUUGAGUCCUCAGGAACAACUUAACCAGCAAAUCAUCAAACGGUACUUGGACGCGUUAGCCGAGCCACAACAACGAGUGCCUUUAGGGCAAGUGACCCUGGCGAACCGCCAGCUCCGCGUGCGGUGUGGGUUGCUGUACGUCGAUUUGCUGGGCACCACUGACUUGCGGCUGUUGCUGGCGAUUGUGGCGCUGUUGAAGCCUUAUAACGUCAUUCUUUUACCUGAUACCACUCUGGCUGACCAUCAAGGGCUCAAAGACGUCGACGCUGCAUUCAAAAAGCUCUUGGAAACCAAUACUACUGAACAGGAUAGCAGCGAGCCCGAUACCUUGGGGCUGCGGCUUUUGUCGCUCGCCGCGAUCAGACUGAGCCUGGGCCUCUCGCUGACCGCCGCCACCAGCCAGGCCCGCAUGCUGGUGAAUGCGGUGAUGCCCACCGAGACCAUCACGUUGGGGUCGGGCGACGAUAAAGGGAUCAGCGUCGGCCAACUCGAGUUGAAGCUCGACGAAGAGCUCGUGGCGUCGUUAAAAUGGCAAAACAUUGACGGCCUGUACCGCGUGGCCCCGGUGGUGGGGGAGUUGGAGCUUGUGUCCACUAAUAAGCGGCCAGCCCAAAUCGGCGAUGUGGUCAACGCCCAGACCCAGUUUACCCUCAAACGGUUGAAAGCAGACGACGCCGCUGCUAAAGUACUGCUGCGUCCCGCGCAAUUGGGCGGGCCUCGUCUUGCCAUCGGUAACGUGCUGUUGCCGGAGCUUAAGAAGAAGUUGAUUAAUCGCAACUUAAAGGCCGAGUUCAAGCUGGAAGGGACAUUGGUGGUCAACGACACCAUCGCCGUGCGCAAAGUGGCGUACUCUAACAGUGACAGCGACAAUACCGGCGACAUCGUCAUCGACGGCUCUAUGGGCCCGCUCUACUAUGAGGUGAAGGAGUGUAUUCGCGACUCUCUUGCCUACGUCUAA
Messenger RNA from Diutina rugosa, 2745 nucleotides. RefSeq names its product cleavage polyadenylation factor subunit. NCBI's taxonomy places the organism in Eukaryota, Fungi, Ascomycota, Pichiomycetes, Serinales, Debaryomycetaceae. Gene Ontology annotation, biological process: mRNA 3'-end processing by stem-loop binding and cleavage. The transcript has a single exon. The record is from RefSeq and is a predicted model, not a curated record. Gene Ontology annotation, molecular function: RNA binding. Gene Ontology annotation, cellular component: mRNA cleavage and polyadenylation specificity factor complex. Bases 1 to 2745 code for a protein of 914 amino acids.